AUGAAUGGUGUACACUUAGAGGCAAAACACCUUUGUGCGGGAUACUGUGUUGGCUUUGACACACUAGGAUUUCAAAUUCAACAGAUAUUUAAAAGUUCUUGUACGAGAUUUCAAGAACCUUGUCCUAUCGGAUUUGCUUCUUGGAACUCUACAGCUUGUUGCUAUAAACUUAAAGUUAACCAGCAGUUGAAAUCAGACAAUGUAAAAAGUCACAAAAAUGCAACAUGGAUUUCUGUCUCAGCUUUCGUAGCGUUUGUGUCUGGUCUGCUGUUGACUGUUUUGCAUUUGCAGGAAAAUCAGAAUGAAACUGACACUUUCCCGCCCUUUCUAUCGGAUACAGGCGAGGAGACAGACAUUUCUUGGACUGCCUAUAACACUACGGGAUUCGAUAAGGAAAGCUUUGAUAAAGUUAUUAAAGACUUUCAUUUAACAAGUGUUGAAGACUUGUUUAAGCAGAACCAUAUCGACUGUGUUGCUACCUUCCUGCGUUUGGACAGUGACAAACUGCAGCAACUUGGAUUAGAUAUAGGUCAGCAGGAAAAAUGUAAAAAUGCUAUUGAAAGAAUAUCGCAUGCCGCCAACAAAAGACAAAGUCAUCAAAAAGGGAACAGUCUGACCAACAUGUCCAUCAGUGAAACAUCUGAGUCCAGAGAACCCUCAGUACGUUCAAUCCCUCUAGCUACGAAGAAAAGAAUAAACAUCCUACUAAAAGAACACACUUUCAUACCACGUAAAACGUUUUGACUCUUUAGGGGAAAAGGAUGGAUAUUUAGAAGGCAAUGAAUCUCAAAAAGCUAUCCAUUGAUAAUAAAAUGAAUAUGUAUACCA
This is a messenger RNA of Saccostrea echinata, 828 nucleotides long. RefSeq lists its product as uncharacterized. The transcript has 6 exons. NCBI's taxonomy places the organism in Eukaryota, Metazoa, Mollusca, Bivalvia, Ostreida, Ostreidae. The coding region runs from base 1 to 744 and encodes 247 amino acids. The record is from RefSeq and is a predicted model, not a curated record.